Molecule: messenger RNA, 873 nt
Organism: Rotaria sordida
Lineage: Eukaryota; Metazoa; Rotifera; Eurotatoria; Philodinida; Philodinidae
Source: the annotation of a GenBank genome assembly
AUGGAUCAAGUGCAAGUGUUAUCAGCUGUUUGUAAAAAAUUAAAUACUGAUAUAGAAUCAGUAGCUAAUCAAAUAUCUUUACGUGAAUCAGCAUUGAUUAAAUUAGAUACAAAUCAAAAAACACAAGAUGAACAACUUCGUCAAUUAAAUAUGGAUCUACAGGCUAAAUUCUCUAGAACAGAUUCAAUUGUACAAAAAUUAAAAGUUGAUAUUGAACAAUUAUCAAAUGGACUUCGAGAAGCUUUCAAUAAUCAACAAGAAUUAAAUCGAUCUAAUGCACAACGCCAACAAGAAUUAAAAUUAGAAAUUUCAACAUUAAGUCAACGUAUUGAUCGAAUAUUUAGUGAACAACAAGUUAUAUUACGUACAUUUGAAUCAGAUACAACACGAGCAUUAUCAACAGCUGAUACACGAUCACGUGCAUUUGUUGAUGAACUUCGUAGUCAAAUAUUUCAAGUUAAAAGUCAAGAAAAUAGCGAACGCGAACGAUCUGAACAACGAAUCAACCAAAAACUUGACGAAAUUAAACGGUCAUUAGAAAAAUAUGAACGAUUUGAGAAACGUAUUGAAGAUGCUAUAUAUCAAUUUGAGCGUCAAAGUGCUUCUUUAGAAGAUCAUUAUAAACGAGCUACAUCAAAUUUAAAUCGAAAUAAUGAAUCUAUUGAGCAAGCUGUUUUUAAACGUUUUGAUGAUAAACAUCAACGAACAAUAGCUAAUUUAGAAAAAGUUAAAAAAGAAAUGCGAACUUGUUUUGAAUCACUUGAAAGUUCAGUUAAAACAUUACAACGUGUAACAGAUGGACGAAUUAAAACUACAGAAGAAAAAUUUAAUAAAGAAGUUGAAAAACUUCGAAGUUCGCUUGUGCUUAUUUAA